Messenger RNA from Salvia splendens (bonfire salvia), 1551 nucleotides. RefSeq names its product protein MAIN-LIKE 2-like. Lineage: Eukaryota; Viridiplantae; Streptophyta; Magnoliopsida; Lamiales; Lamiaceae. The coding region runs from base 1 to 1551 and encodes 516 amino acids. Gene Ontology annotation, biological process: meristem development; meristem maintenance. The transcript has 5 exons. The record is from RefSeq and is a predicted model, not a curated record.
AUGAAGGAAAACGGUAUCUUGGCAUCGGCUCUAAUACAUAGGAUGUCGAUUGAACCGUUAGAAGAUGGUCUGGAAGACGAAGCCUACAUUCAACGGGCACGUAUGAUUGUGCUUGUGCUAUUGGGAGGGUUGAUAUUACCCGACGACUCAGGGUGUAAGAUACCUCUGAUGUGGUUGACCCAACUUCGAGAUGUAGAGGCUGCCUCUAUGAUUAGUUGGGCGAGUGCUGCACUUGCUACAUUAUAUCAUAAUCUUUGUGAGGCGUCCAUGGGCAAAAGGAUAGACAUUGGAGGUCCGAUAGUACUCCUACAGCUGUGGGUGUGGGAGAGGAUGCCCACUUUGAGACCCGAUUUUGUGAUGGCACGUAUACAUACAAACAACACUCCAUGUGCAUUAAUGUGGACUGGCUCAUAUAUAAUAAACAAAGCCCACAAACAUUCUGUUCGACAUUAUCGUGAACAGUUAUCAUUACUCCAAAAUAGCCAGUUUAUUUGGAUGCCAUAUGUGGACCGUCAAUUGCCAGACUCCUGCCUCGAGAUAAACAACAGUUGGAGAUCUGUGACGUACAUGGUUUGUUGGGCUAUUGUCGAAGCACAUGAGCCUGAGCGCGUUGUGAGACAAUUUGGAGGCACUCCGUUCAUUCCGGAAUUGCGUGAUUGGGGUUUCAAUGAAACUCAUUUCAAAACAAAUCGUCGUGGAAAAGCUAAGACGAACUGGGCUAUGCAGAACAAGGCUUACAUUCAACAUUGGGAGAGAAGGUCGGAGUUCGUGUCUAAUCAUUACAUGGAGCCUCUUGAAGACCACGUGCAGGCUGAGACAUUGGCCCGUGUAUUUCAAUUGUCGCGCGGUUUUGACCCAGAAGACGCCGUAGGAUUGUUGCAUGAGAUUAACAAUCUUGUUCUUAACUGCCUUACCGAAUGCGGUGAGAGUGAACGCACGGUCAUACCUUCCACACAGCGCAUUGAUGUGGAUAUGUCCCGGGGUUUUAUCCGAAGAGCUCGCGGUAUUGGUCAAAGAGGUGUCCGAACAAGCGGGCAUGGAUAUUCACGGCAUUCCAGAAUGUCCCAAGACAUGCCAGGGUCAUCACAAGCCGCAAAUGAAGAAAAUAUUAAUUCAGAUGACAACAUAGAUUUGGAUUCAUUAAUCGACAAUUUUGCUGCUGAGCCCGAAAUGCAAAAUCCACCAGCAUCAGAUCCCUCUAAUGUCCAUAUCGUGCACUCUCCAACAAAUGGGGAAUUGGAUGAUGAUGCUGCUGUUGCUGCUGCUGAUGAUGAUGAUGAUGACGAUGCUCUUGAGAGUUCUGCACAAUUGGAGCGUCCCAGAAGUAGUGCCUACAUAGAGCGCCCCACGAGGAGAGAACAUAUUGACCCUCUUAGGAGUAGUGUACAACUUGAUCGCCCUAGUAGUAGUGCACAUACGUCCCGUCCCAACAAGGAACGCUCCAGGACAAGUUUAUCUCAGACAAUUAUGGGCAUGUUCCCACGUAGAAGGUCUAGCCGUGACAACAGAGGAAAAUGCCCGAUUAAAAAUACACCAUCGUCAUUUAAGUAG